This is a messenger RNA of Eimeria acervulina, 1119 nucleotides long. RefSeq lists its product as hypothetical. NCBI's taxonomy places the organism in Eukaryota, Apicomplexa, Conoidasida, Eucoccidiorida, Eimeriidae. Gene Ontology annotation, biological process: triglyceride biosynthetic process. The coding region runs from base 1 to 1119 and encodes 372 amino acids. The record is from RefSeq and is a predicted model, not a curated record. The transcript has 8 exons. Gene Ontology annotation, molecular function: diacylglycerol O-acyltransferase activity; long-chain-alcohol O-fatty-acyltransferase activity. Gene Ontology annotation, cellular component: plasma membrane.
AUGCGUAAAAGUCUGCCUGCAGACAAACCUCCUUGGGAGAUCAUCCUUGUUCAGAACAACAAACUCCUCAAGCAGCAGCAGCAGCAGCAACAGCAGCAGCAGCAGCAGCAGCAGCAGCAGCAGCAGGUGUUUGAGGUGUGGGAGUGGAGGAAGUACAGCACAGAAGAAGAGAGGGCAACAGCAAAAGAAAGAAAAGGUUUUACUGAUGUAGAGAGACACUGCAUCAUCAUCAGGGCUGAGCACUCAAUAGGAGACGGAGUCUCUCUUGUUGAGUUGGGUUUGAGGCUGCUAACAGACGAGAGGGGGAUUGUCUUGAAUGAGGUGGCGGAGCCUCCGGUGCUGAAGGCAGCAGCAGCAGCAGCAGCAGAACAUUUCUGUCUCCUUCCGACUCCAACAGCUCUUUUGCUGCGAUUGAUUGCGUCUGCUGCACCAAUGAGUUUGCUGCUGCUGAAGCAAAUUAAAACUGCAGCACAAGCUACUUUAAAUGAUGUCUUCGUUGCCGCAUUCACAGGGGCAGUCAGGCGGUAUUGUGAAUUGCAAGGGGACUUUCAGUUUUCUUCCUGCAAACCAAACAAGCUUCCAAAGGCGCUGCUUGCAUGCGCCUUCUACAGGCGGACUGCCGGCCUUCCGAAUUCUUCGCCUCUGUUGCUGCGCAAUCGGUUUACUUUGACUCCUCUUUCGCUGCCUGUACACUGCAAUGACCCCAAGGAACGACUGAAGAAAGUGAAGCAGGCUCCCGUAUAUUUUUGCGGGAGUGAGGUGACGGAGCUGCAGGUGGUGUAUCCCAAUUUAAUACCUCAGGUGCGUGUACACCUGACGCUUGCUGCGGUGUGCUGCUCUCCCGCUCCGCGGCAUGUGCUCCAGCAGCUGCAGCAGCAGCAGCAGCAGCAGCAGCAGGUGGAGAUGCGAAUGGAGGUAGAGGUGGUGUCUUACGCCGACCGAGUGUUUUUCUCGUUUGUCUUUGACCCCGCCAUCGUCGUCGAUGGACAUAAAAUACCCUCCCUAUUCACUGAUGAGGUGUACCGGCUUGCCGAUGCCUUCGGCAUCCCCCGACCGCCACAGGAGGCCCAGCACCAGCAGCAGCAGCAACAACAGCAGCAAGCAGCAGCAGCAAAAUAA